Molecule: messenger RNA, 2960 nt
Organism: Momordica charantia (bitter melon)
Lineage: Eukaryota; Viridiplantae; Streptophyta; Magnoliopsida; Cucurbitales; Cucurbitaceae
Product: catalytics
Biological process (GO): carbohydrate metabolic process
Cellular component (GO): chloroplast
Source: RefSeq, a predicted model, not a curated record
AAAAAAUCUUCCUGUACUCUGUUGCGCGCGCGAUACCGGCAAGUGCUCCACUUGGCAAGCCAGCGAUGGAGGGACCCGACUUCCAUCAGAUCAACGCAAGCGCAUGGCUUCUCUGCAUCGUCAUCGUCAUCGCCUCCAGUUCUUCACACAUGGCGCCUUCUCUUUAACCCCCAAAUCCCUCUUUCUCCAAUUCUUCCGUUUCUCACUCCAGAUUCUUCUUUUCUAUGCUCACAAAACUCCCCCUCUCCUCUUCCCUCCACCGCUUCCUCCGCCGCCCCACCCCCUCCAAAAUCCCACCAAUUACACGCCCAUUUCCAUUCACCGACCGUUUCUGUACACCCAUGGCUGCACACUCCUCUCAUCCUGCUUCUACUUCUCACUCUCACAAGUAUUCCAAUCGCCUUGCCGCUGAGCACAGUCCUUAUCUUCUGCAGCACGCUCACAAUCCGGUCAAUUGGUAUCCAUGGGGAGAAGAAGCAUUUGUGGAAGCCCGGAAGAGAAACGUGCCUAUCUUCUUAUCUAUUGGAUACAGCACCUGCCAUUGGUGCCAUGUCAUGGAAGUUGAAUCUUUUGAGAACGAGGAGGUAGCCAAACUGUUGAAUGAUUGGUUUAUCAGUAUCAAGGUGGAUCGCGAGGAGCGGCCAGAUGUUGAUAAGGUUUACAUGACAUAUGUUCAGGCUCUUUAUAGUGGUGGGGGUUGGCCGCUCAGCGUCUUUCUUUCUCCUGAUUUGAAACCUUUGAUGGGUGGGACUUACUUUCCUCCCGAUGAUAAAUACGGACGACCUGGAUUUAAGACAGUGCUUAGAAAAGUGAAGGAUGCUUGGGAUGAUAAAAGGGAUGUUCUUGUCAAGAGUGGAACUUUUGCCAUUGAACAGCUUUCUGAGGCCUUGUCUGCUACUGCAAGUUCUAACAAACUGUCAACGGAACUUCCCCAAAAUGCACUACGUUUAUGUGCAGAACAACUUUCUCAAAGCUAUGAUCCAAAUUUUGGCGGGUUUGGUUCUGCUCCAAAAUUUCCGAGACCGGUCGAGGUUCAACUUAUGCUUUAUUAUAUCAAAAAAUUGGAGGAAUCUGGGAAGUCUGGUGAUUCAGAGGAACACCUGAAUAUGGUCAGUUUUGGUUUGAAGUGUAUGGCAAGAGGUGGUAUUCACGACCACGUUGGAGGUGGAUUUCACAGAUAUAGUGUGGAUGAGUGCUGGCAUGUUCCCCACUUCGAGAAGAUGCUUUACGAUCAAGGACAGAUUACAAAUGUCUAUCUAGAUGCUUUUUCCAUAACCAAGGAUGUCUUGUAUUCAUGUAUAUCUCGAGAUAUUCUUGAUUAUCUGAGGAGAGACAUGAUUGGACCCGAAGGCGAAAUAUUUUCUGCAGAGGACGCUGACAGUGCUGAAUCUGAAGGAGCUAUAAGAAAUAAGGAAGGGGCCUUCUAUGUGUGGACAAGUAAAGAGGUUGAUGACAUACUUGGUGAGCAUGCAGAUUUCUUCAAGGAGCACUACUACAUAAAGCCUUCAGGGAAUUGUGACCUUUCCAGAUUGAGUGAUCCUCAUGGUGAAUUUAAAGGAAAGAAUGUUCUUAUUGAGAUGACAAGUACAUCUGAGAUGGCAUCAAAACAUGGCAUACCUGUUGAAAAAUAUCUUGAGAUUUUGGGGGAAUGUAGGGAAAAGCUUUUUAAAGUACGAGAGAGUCGACCAAAGCCACACCUUGAUGAUAAGGUAAUUGUUUCAUGGAAUGGGCUGACAAUAUCAUCUUUUGCAAGAGCCUCUAAGAUUCUCAGGCAUGAAAAGGAGGGGACAAGAUUCUACUUCCCAGUUGUUGGCUGUGAUGUCAAAGAGUACUUUGAAGUUGCAGAAAAAGCUGCUCUUUUCAUUAGGACGAAGCUUUACAAUGAACAAACACAUCGGUUACAACAUAGUUUCAGGAACGGACCGUCCAAAGCACCUGGAUUUCUCGACGAUUAUGCGUUUUUAAUCGGAGGCUUGCUUGAUCUCUAUGAAUAUGGUGGUGGACUGAAUUGGCUAAUCUGGGCAAUUGAACUUCAAGCCACCCAGGAUGAGCUAUUUCUUGAUAGAGAGGGCGGAGGGUACUAUAAUACUGCAGGCGAAGACCCGUCUGUUCUUCUACGAGUGAAGGAAGAUCAUGAUGGGGCCGAGCCAUCUGGGAACUCAGUUUCAGCUAUCAAUCUUGUCAGGCUGUCCUCAAUGGUUUCUGGAAGUAGGUCUGAUCAUUACAGACAAAACGCUGAGCAUCUUCUGGCCGUUUUUGAGAAAAGAUUAAAGGACAUGGCCAUGGCUGUACCAUUGAUGUGUUGUGCAGCCAACAUGUUUUCAGUUCCAUCUCGAAAACAUGUCGUCUUGAUCGGCCAUAAGAAAUCGGCACAGUUUGAAACCAUGCUUGCUGCAGUCCAUGCUUCAUAUGAUCCCAACAGAACGGUUAUUCACGUUGAUCCUACUGACGAGACGGAAAUGCGAUUCUGGGAAGAAAACAACAGCAAUAUUGCUGCUAUGGCAAAGAACAACUUUGCUGCAGAUAAGGUGGUGGGUUUAGUCUGCCAAAACUUCACUUGCAAGGCCCCUGUAACUGACCCUGAAUCUCUGAAGGCCAUGCUUGCACAGAAACCUUCCUGAUUCUGUGGCUGAUUUUAGCAUUAUCCUAUGUUGUUAUUAUCAACAUCUUUUCUGGUAAGCUAAUGAAUAUGUUUUUCUGUGUACAUAAUUGAGGUUGUUUUUGUGGUGGAAAUCAUGUCUGGCAUCUCUAGUUUUGAUUACUCAAGAUGAGUUUAGGUUGGGAAGGGAAGGUAGAUUUGAUGGAGAUUUAUGUUUUGAGUUUAAAACUUUUGACCUUGUGGUCGAGAAUAAGUCUUAAAUAGUUGAGUUGUGCUAGGUUUCAUUGUAUUCUAGAGGAAAAAUCAAUCAAAUGUUGUAGGGCGGACUAUUCUACAUUAAUUUGUUUUGUUGUCAGUUGUC